Thyridium curvatum is the source of this 633-nucleotide messenger RNA. RefSeq lists its product as uncharacterized. The coding region runs from base 1 to 633 and encodes 210 amino acids. Lineage: Eukaryota; Fungi; Ascomycota; Sordariomycetes; Thyridiales; Thyridiaceae. The record is from RefSeq and is a predicted model, not a curated record. The transcript has a single exon.
AUGGCAAAGACCGACGUUCUCGCGGACAAAGUCAAGUCGCCCCGCGCCCUGGCACACGUUGUCCUGAGGACCUCAAACUAUAAGCCCAUGGUCGCCUUCUACAAAGCAUUCCUUGGAGCACGUGCGACAUGGGAGAGCCCAUUCUUGGCCUUCCUUACCUAUGACGACGAGCACCAUCGCAUCGCUAUCGGCGAAGUACCCGGCACGGGCCCGAAGGUCCCCACCUCCUCUGGCCUCGAGCACAUUGCUUUCAGUUUCGAAAAUUUAGGGGAUCUGCUACUCGCGUACCAGCAGCGCAAGGCGCGUGGUAUCCUCCCCAUAUGGAGCGUGAACCAUGGUCCCACGACGAGCAUAUACUACCAAGAUCCGGAUGGGAACCAGUUGGAGACACAGGUGGAUAACUUUGAUACCAUGGAAGAGGCCGACGCGUUCAUGACGUCAGCGGCCUUUACUGAGAAUCCGAUUGGUGUCGACUUUGAUCCGGAGGAGCUGAUUGUCAAGCAUAAAGCAGGCGUGGACGACAAAUUGCUGAAGCAGAGGCCAAACAUUGGCCCGCGGGGCCCCGACAGCAUUCCGCCUCCUCCCAAGCCUGAUAGUCGUGAGGACUACAGUAUAGCGGUAGCUGCACACUGA